AUGGUCGCAGGAUCUGGAGGCGGUGCUGUCUCAGAUACAAAUAGAAAUGGUUUGCCUGGCGGUAAAUUGUUUGCUUCGAACAAUGGCGAUUACAUGUUCGGAGGUACACAAACUUCAGGCGAAUUGGGAAUUGGCAAAAAUGGUAUCGAUUCUGACAAAAAUCAAGGCGGUUCCGGCGGUUGCGGCAGUGGAUAUAGAGGCUGUUAUCACAAUUUUCCCCUAGAUCUUACAACACUAUCUGCAUAUGAAUAUGGCGGAUCAGGAGGAAGUUCAUAUAUAAGUGGCCAUCCAGGGUGCAUAAGUCCUCACUAUCCAUCAACUGCAGCAGCUGAUGAAUUUACUCCUUUCCAUGAAUCUCAUUUUUAUUUCACAAACACUUUAAUGCGAAGUGGUGAUGAAUCAAUGCCAGAUCCGUUCCAUGACAAUUCUAUUAUUGGUCAUUAUGGUCACGGAGUUUGUAGAAUCAGAUUUCUCUUUGAUCCUUAUUGUCAAACGCAUUUCAUCAUUUUUCCUCAUUACUUUUCAUUCUCUAUAUACAUGAUUUUAUUUUGUUUAGUUUCUGAAUAA
This is a messenger RNA of Trichomonas vaginalis G3, 567 nucleotides long. RefSeq names its product glycine-rich protein family. Bases 1 to 567 code for a protein of 188 amino acids. NCBI's taxonomy places the organism in Eukaryota, Parabasalia, Trichomonadida, Trichomonadidae. The record is from RefSeq and is a predicted model, not a curated record. The transcript has a single exon.